UUUUACUUUUAUUUUAUUUUUAUAGUCUGUCGUUUCCGCCGGGUUUGGACCGGUUUCGUAUGAAAUCAGAGUCACGUGACAGAAACAGGACACAAUGGGCUCGCUUGUUAAACACCUUUGUCCUCAGGUAGGUUCCUCCUCCGCCUCCUCCGCCUCCUUCCUCCUCACCUGACCGGUAAGUCAACACCUCCACCUUCACCGGAAACAUCAGCACCGGACAAACAGCGUCAGAAACGUCGUUAUGAGCUGAACGUGGCGCUCAGGUGAGAGUCUGACACGCCACAGAAGAAGAAGAUGAUCAGGUUCCUGCGCUCAGUCAGAGAGCCCCCCCAGGAGAACAUCCACAUCUCCUCGCUGCCUCCCAGUGUUCCCACAGAUCCGGAGCCACAACAAAACGGAGCACGAGCAGGUGACCGGGCGGAGGAGAGAGCGGUGAUCCAGACCACACACACUCACAGGGUCUCCACCCCGUCCGUCUUCCUCCAGAAACAGAACGAUGAAACCGCCUCCAGUACUUACUUUGACCAGAGGGUCCCUGUUCCCGAGGAGGGCAGCGAGAGCUGCUUCAGCCUCCGGAAGCUGUGGGCCUUCACCGGCCCGGGCUUCCUGAUGAGCAUAGCCUACCUGGACCCGGGUAACAUCGAGUCCGACCUGCAGUCUGGUGCUAAAGCUGGCUUCAAGCUCCUCUGGGUGCUGCUGGGAGCCACCAUCAUCGGCCUGCUGCUGCAGCGCCUGGCGGCUCGGCUCGGCGUGGUCACCGGGAUGCACCUGGCUGAAGUCUGCAAGCAGCAGUACCACACGGUGCCUCGUGUCAUCCUGUGGCUGAUGGUGGAGCUGGCGAUCAUCGGCUCCGACAUGCAGGAGGUCAUCGGCUGUGCCAUCGCCUUCAACCUUCUCUCCGGUGGCAGGAUCAAGCUGUGGGCCGGUGUCCUCAUCACCAUCAUCGACACGUUUGUCUUCCUCUUCUUGGAUAAGUACGGUAGGCGUAAAAUUACGUAUUUUGGAGGUCUCACAAUGCACGCGCGCUCGUUUCCUGUCUUUCAGUACGUGACAGUGAGUCCAGACCAAGGCGAGCUGUUAAAGGGGAUGUUUGUACCGUACUGCGAGGGCUGCGGACCCGUCCAGCUGGGUCAAGCCGUCGGCAUCGUGGGAGCCGUCAUCAUGCCUCACAACAUUUACCUCCACUCCGCUCUCGUCAAGUCUCGAGAAGUGGAUCGGUCAAACAAGAAGGAAGUUAAAGAAGCCAACAAAUAUUUCCUCAUCGAGGCGACCAUCGCGCUGUUCGUCUCGUUCCUCAUCAACGUGUUUGUGGUGGCUGUUUUCGCCGAGGCUUUUUACGACCGCACGAACGAGGAGGUGUACACGGUCUGCAACCAGUCAGGGACUCCCCAUUUAGAUCUGUUCCCUCUGAACAAUGAAACUCUGCAGGUGGACAUCUACAGAGGAGGAGUGGUGUUGGGCUGCUUCUUCGGCCCGGCAGCUCUCUACAUCUGGGCCGUGGGGAUCCUCGCAGCGGGUCAGAGCUCCACCAUGACCGGGACGUACUCUGGUCAGUUUGUCAUGGAGGGUUUCCUGGACUUGCACUGGUCUCGUUUCGCUCGGGUGUUGUUAACCCGCUCCCUCGCCAUCACUCCCACCCUGCUGGUCGCCAUCUUCCAGGACAUCCAGCACCUGACGGGCAUGAACGACUUCCUGAACGUGCUGCAGAGCAUGCAGUUGCCAUUCGCCCUCAUCCCCAUCCUCACCUUCACCAGUCUGCCCUCUCUCAUGCACGAGUUUGCCAACGGAUUGGUGUUUAAGAUCGGAGGAGGACUGGUGAUCCUGUUGGUGUGUGGCAUCAACAUGUACUUUGUCGUGGUCUACGUGAGCGCCCUUCACAGCGUGUGGCUGUAUGUGUUGGCAGCGUUCUUCUCCAUAGCGUACCUGACGUUCAUUGGAUACUUGGUGUGGUUGUGUCUGAUCGCUCUCGGCGUGUCCUGCCUCGAUCCGACCACCAGGAAAGAGAACGACACGACCGUCCUGAUCGAGCGGCAGCCCGAGUUCGACUCCUGAAAUUAAAAGUAUGUUUGAGCGGACGUUCAAGUCGAAGAUGCAGCUGCGAGCAGCCCGACCAGCCUUUUAUUUAUACUGACUAUACAACACUGGUUUGACCGGUUUACAGGUGUGAAUGAAGGAUGACACAUAAUAAGAAAACACUGUCAGGGUUCCUUUCAAAUGAAAUUUGAAUUACAUUGAUUUUCUAAGAGUUUAAUGCCACAUUGAAUGCAAUUUAAUGUGAAUAUGAAUAUAGAGUAGAACAUUAAGUUUUGACAAUGAGCUUCCUAAGCUGCUGCAGCUGUAGUAGUGACAGUGUUUGCUGCAUGUUGCACAGCGUGUGCGUGACAUCAGCCGCAGGUUUCACGAUCAAUCUAAAAACUGGCAAAGACGUGGAUGUAACAACACCCACCUGAGCGUCCACGCUUUUAAUCCUGCAUCAUUUUAAGCCUUAGAGACCAAAACUGUUUUUUGUACCAGGCUGUAAACAUGUUUAUUUCUGCUGUCUAACAUGGGGACUUAUGGAGACUGACUCGCUUCUGGAGCCAGCCUCAAGUGGACGUUUGAGGAACUGCAGUUUUUUUGGCACUUCACAGCUUCAAAGAUUUGCCGCUUGGUUGAAACGUCACCAAAAAGGCUCGGACAACUUCUUGCAGCACAAAUCUACAAAAACAAGAAGUGUGUCCCAUCUCCUGACAACCGUCAAGAGAAAAUAUGAACAAGUUAUAUUUAAUUAAGACUUUUUUUUGUUGUUGUUGUUGUUGAGGAAACUGAAUUCAGUGUUUUUGCAGGCCCUCUGUGCAGGUUUUCUUUGGGCCACAGGGAGGCAGUACAGGCCACAGAGGAGACUCCUCAGAUACAGUGAAUGUCUCCUCACCACCAGAGCUGUUCAACAUAACACAACACAAUAAAUGACAUGGUGUGUUACAUCAUGUUUUACGCGUUCUUACGGCCGCACAGAACAGAGACGGCGUCUCAAACCGAGCCACGCAGAACAGAACAGAGCCACGCAGAGCUGGGCAGCAGUGAUCAUGUUUGACUGGUGUGUUCAUUCAGAGGUGGCUGCUGUCUGACAUGCCUGUGGUGUUGGUAUGUCUGAAGACUUGCAACUAUUGUGUAACUGCAAGCAAGCACUGCUGGUUUCAGUGUUGCUCGAAUUCCAGGCCUUGAAAUGUUUCAGCCUUUUUUUUUUUUUUGCAAGGCGAGGAAGGAGAGGCGGAUGGACAGGUUUUUCUUUGCAUUGUGGCGGGGAACUUUU
This is a messenger RNA of Larimichthys crocea (large yellow croaker), 3292 nucleotides long. RefSeq names its product natural resistance-associated macrophage protein 2. The record is from RefSeq and is a predicted model, not a curated record. The coding region runs from base 295 to 2052 and encodes 585 amino acids. Gene Ontology annotation, cellular component: endosome membrane; lysosomal membrane; plasma membrane. Gene Ontology annotation, biological process: manganese ion transport; iron ion transmembrane transport. The transcript is spliced from 16 exons. Gene Ontology annotation, molecular function: iron ion transmembrane transporter activity; cadmium ion transmembrane transporter activity; manganese ion transmembrane transporter activity. Lineage: Eukaryota; Metazoa; Chordata; Actinopteri; Sciaenidae.